UAAAUCAGUUUAGUUGUGUCUUUAAUAUCGAACUGGGUAAACGUAUAUUUAGUACAAUUACAAUUCUAUAGAUUGUACUAGUCAAGGAAAAAUGUGUUUCAAAACCAACAGUUUUUUCUUCAUUAAAUUGAGUAAAGGAGCCAAAUUUUUCGGAAUCAUAUGUACAUUAAUCUCCUUGGUGGCGACGAUGAUACUCCUGGUACCUAUUGUGCGUAACAAGACCUUGCCUCCUCUUGUACAGUUAUUCUACCGCGUGAUCUGUUUUCUAUCUAUCAUCCACUUCUUUUCCGGUCUUUUUCUUCUAUACGGCAUUUUUAAGAAAAUGCCAAAAUUUAUGAUCUGUUGGAUACUAGUAAGUUGGUGCAUCGGCACUUUUUUUAUAGUCAUUGGUCUUUUGGGUACCAUCAGCAGUGUUCUAUCAUUGGACCCAGUAUCUGAAGAACCUGUGCUUCAAAGCACCGUCGCAGCCAUUUUCGUUAUUUAUGGACUACUUUUAAUUUAUAUUACGAAGGCGAUGACGGCGUUCAAACAUCAGCUGGAAAACGAGCACAAGAAAGAUGUUAACAUUAGAGAUAUUGAAAAAACACUAAUUGAAACUGAUAAGGAAGAUGAUGAUAAUAUUCAACCAUUAAACACCGACCGAGAAUUGGAAUGUAAGCCAGCAAGGGGCGCAUAAAUCAAUGUGUUUUUUUUUUAAGUAAGAAUAGAUAGAUAAUUAUAAUA
This is a messenger RNA of Galleria mellonella (greater wax moth), 723 nucleotides long. RefSeq lists its product as uncharacterized. The transcript has 4 exons. Lineage: Eukaryota; Metazoa; Arthropoda; Insecta; Lepidoptera; Pyralidae. Bases 92 to 676 code for a protein of 194 amino acids. The record is from RefSeq and is a predicted model, not a curated record.